Messenger RNA from Brassica oleracea var. oleracea, 558 nucleotides. Its product is annotated as serine/threonine-protein phosphatase 7-like. NCBI's taxonomy places the organism in Eukaryota, Viridiplantae, Streptophyta, Magnoliopsida, Brassicales, Brassicaceae. The transcript is spliced from 5 exons. Gene Ontology annotation, molecular function: protein serine/threonine phosphatase activity. The coding region runs from base 1 to 558 and encodes 185 amino acids. The record is from RefSeq and is a predicted model, not a curated record. Gene Ontology annotation, cellular component: cytosol; nucleus.
AUGCACUUCCCAAAAACAGAAUACCGUUGCCAAGGGCCGCACACGGAGGGCUGUAGCAGCCCUGUUGUGUCUAAGAGAACAAGGGGAAAGAAGAACCCUCUGGUGCUUCGUCAAGAACCUGAGCUGAGCUCAUUGAAGCUUGGUACUUUAGAAGAAUUGAUGCAAGCUAGAAGAUCAGUUCUUGAUCCUCCUUGGGAAGGUUCCAACUUGAUUCCAGGAGAUUUAAUCAUCAGAUCACAUGAAGGUCCAGAUGCUAGAGAGAAGAGAUCUGGCUUAGCUGGUACGGACUUAGGAUAUACAAUAGAUCACGAUGUUCAAUCUGGAAAGCUUAUCACUAUCUUCAGUGCUCCAGACUAUCCACAGUUCCAGGCAACGAGAGAGAGGUACAGAAACAAAGGAGCAUAUAUUAUAUUGCAGGCUCCUGACUUAUCUGAUCCUCAGUUUAGAAGUUUUGAAGCAGUUACUCCACGACCAAAGGCGAAUCCGUAUUAUGACUUUGAAAAUGAGAUGGAUAAGUCUGCAAUGGACGGCAACGAGGAACAAGCAGCAAGUCACUGA